UACAAGCAGACACCCACACGCUAUUUCUCAACAGACUCCCACACACACUUUCUCACAUUUGCCGCGCACACAUCAGAGCACCUGGUUUGUAGCCACUCAGUGUUUGGCUCCUUUCCCGUCACCAUGCUGUCCUGUGUCUGGCUGUUGGCUUUGUGGCUAACAGGACACACUGUCGCUGUUGUGUUAUACGAGCAAACUGAGAGGAACUGCUCGCUGUCCCCACCGUACCUCCCCAGCACAGCAGUAAAUACCACCCUCCAGCUGCAGGAGUUACGAGAACUAAUGCGUCCCCUGAAUAUCUCUGCCUACAUUAUCCCUGGCACUGAUGCCCACCUGAGUGAGUAUAUCGCAACACGUGAUGCCAGGAUGGCCUUCAUGACCGGCUUUACAGGCUCCGCAGGAACUGCCAUAGUUACCCCGACGAAGGCAGCUCUGUGGACAGACAGCCGCUACUGGGUCCAAGCCGAGAGACAGCUGGACUGCAACUGGGAGCUGGAAAAAGACGUGUCCAUCAUGAGUAUAGCAGAGUGGCUCAUCUCCGAGGUUCCACAAGGCGGCGAGAUCGGCUUUGACCCCUUCCUCUUCUCCCUUCAAACACAGGAGAACUACAACAUGAAUCUGGAGCCAAGCAAUCGCAGUCUCAAGUCCAUCCCUGUGAACCAGGUCGACAAAGUGUGGACUGCCCGACCGCCCCUCCCUCUUGACAACAUCACCCGCCUGCCCGACAGAGUCAUACAACGGUCCUGGCAAAUAAAAGUGGAGGACAUACGGAAUCAGAUGAGGGACAAUCCAUACGAACCGACAGCUGUUCUGCUCUCAGCACUGGACGAAACAGCCUGGCUGUUUAAUCUGCGGGGCAACGACAUCCCAUUCAAUCCCUUCUUCUACUCCUACACACUCCUCACAAUGGAUCACAUCUGGCUCUUUGUGCACACGCACAGAGUUUCAGAGGAGCUGAAGGUGUACCUGAACGCGUCCUGUGAGGGGUCGCUCUGUGUGCAGCUCAAAGAAUACGACACUGUCAGAGAUAAUCUGAAGGAGUAUGUGGCCCAGCCGGGCGUUAAAGUGUGGAUCGGCACUGAAUACACAAACUACGCACUAUAUGAGAUCAUUACACCAGAGGAAAAACUACUGACAAGCUCCUACUCUCCUGUGCUCACAACUAAAGCGGUGAAGGAUGAGACAGAGCAGCGGAUCUUAAGGGACGCUCAUGUGAGGGAUGCAGUCGCAGUCAUCCAGCUGCUGAUGUGGCUGGAGAAGGCGGUGCCACAGGGGAAAGAGACCGAGCUGACGGCUGCAGAAUACGUCAAUAAAUGUCGAAGCAAACAGAAGGACAGCAGAGGCCCGAGCUUUGAGACCAUCUCUGCAAGUGGACCCAAUGCUGCACUCGCCCAUUACAGUCCUCCACUAGAAGCAAGCCGGAGGUUGACAGUUGACGAGAUGUACCUGAUCGACUCAGGCGGGCAGUAUCUAGACGGGACCACUGACAUCACUCGGACAGUUCACUGGGGAACCCCUACAGCCAUGCAAAAGGAUGCCUACACUCGAGUGCUCAUGGGAAACAUUGAGAUAUCACGAACCAUCUUCCCCUCAGGAACAAGAGGUGUAAAUAUGGAGAUGCUUGGCCGCAGGGCAUUGUGGGAGGUGGGCCUGAACUAUGGCCAUGGCACAGGUCAUGGUGUUGGAAACUACUUUGGAGUUCAUGAGUGGCCAGUUGGCUUUCAGGGCAACAACAUCCCCUUCAGGUCAGGCAUGUUUACAUCUAUAGAACCUGGGUACUACAAGGAGAAUGACUUUGGGAUCAGAAUUGAAGACGUUGUUGUUGUUGUUCCUGUUCAAACAAAGUACGGUCAUAACUACAUGACCUUUGACACCGUGUCGCUGGUCCCAUACGACAGGAAACUGAUCGACACCUCUCUCCUCAGCUCAGAACAGCUUCGUUGGCUGAAUAAUUACUAUGAGACUAUCCGGAGGCUGGUGGGUCCUGAGCUGGACAAACAAAAACUACACAAGGAAAAGGACUGGAUGCUGAAAAACACUGAGCCCUUCAGUGCAUCUGGGUCCUCUGCCUCUGUGUGCUCCUCCUCGCUGACCCUCAUAGCUCUGACCGUCACUGUUCUCCACAACAUCAACUGAACAUCUUCAUCUCUGCUCCAACUCGCACACCGAUGUUACCCCUAUGCAGUCUCUGUUGAGCAGCUAUACCAGGUUGAGAGUGCACUGCAAUUUAGCCUUUUCAAAAUAAAAAGGCUACAUCUGUUUGAUUAUUUAAAUUGUUUAAUUAUAUGGAGAAUAUGCUGAUAUUGUAUAGAAAGUUAGAAAAUGA
Labrus mixtus (cuckoo wrasse) is the source of this 2326-nucleotide messenger RNA. It is a transcript of the gene xpnpep2, whose product is annotated as X-prolyl aminopeptidase (aminopeptidase P) 2, membrane-bound. The transcript is spliced from 21 exons. The record is from RefSeq and is a predicted model, not a curated record. Bases 124 to 2136 code for a protein of 670 amino acids. Gene Ontology annotation, molecular function: metalloaminopeptidase activity. Lineage: Eukaryota; Metazoa; Chordata; Actinopteri; Labriformes; Labridae.